AUGGUUAAAUCUAGAUUCAAACGUCUAAAUACCCACAGACGAAAGUGUGGAAGAAAGAGAAAAUACGUUAUUAAGGAUGCAAAUAAGCAAUCGCGAGAUACUUUUAUAUUGAAUUUACGGAAGAUCGGUGGAUCCAUUGAUUCACUGUAUACUGAUCACACUAAGGGAUCAAAUUAUUCGUGGACAAGAGUCGAGCCCUUAGCAGUGAGUCGCAGUCAUGAAAUAGACGAAAACAGGAGAAAGGUUCUUUCUUUGAGGCAGAUUUGUGCUAGGGUAAUAGCACACAAUGCGAAUAGUUUGGACUCUUCUUACUUCGAGUUUGCUUCACCACAGUGCUGGAUCAUUGUGUGGAGAGAAGUUUUGGCCCUCGAUAAAGACAGCUUCCGAGUAUUUUCAAUGUUUGCAUCCUAUUGUACGUCUGAAUCUGGAUUUAGAUCACACAGUAUACCAAAGGUCAUUGCUGAUUAUAGGAAAUGUAAAGAUGGUAGCAAAUCGAAGGUAUUGAGGCAAAAAGCUUUACACAGCAAUCUUAUUCCUAAGUUAGGGAUUCAUAGGAUCGAAAAUGUCUUUUCGAAUGUCCUGAUUCAAAGCUUCAUCAAGACUCUUCAUGGUCUUAGCUAUCACCCUCUCGUGUUGCUUGACCUUUCUUUUGCAGCGAAAUCAAUGAGUAAAGACGAACUUAUACUUAUAUUUAAUUUACCCAAUCUUGUUGCCCUAAAUCUAUCCAAUAACCUGCAUGUCGAUGACCAUUACAUCCAAUGCCUCGUUAGUAGCAUCGAAAAAGACGAUAAGUUGAGUAAACUUACAAUUUUGAAAAUUCAAAAUUGUCCCAACGUCACCGAAUCAGGAAUUCGAAGACUUUUUGAUUUAACACAUGAAGACUGCAUUAAUAACUCAUUGGCAUUAAUUUUGACUGAUCAUUAUAUGCUUGAACCAGAAACCCGCGUUUCUUAUUGUGAAGAUGUGUCUGAUAAUAAACAAAUUCACGGAAGUAAAUGGUUUUUGGUUCAUCCUCAAAGCAGCGAAGGCAAAUUGAUGGCUAAGUUGCCUUUGGGAUUAUGUCUUCAUAUAUUGUAUAGGCUCUACCAUAAGUGCGUUAUCAAGAGACUGGGGGAGUUCUCAUUUAAUAGUACGAAUUCUUGGAGGUAUCUAUACCUGAUUCAGAGAAAUAUACUUCUAGACUUCAUGUUCUUUAGCGAAUCAGAAGAUACGAACAAAAGUGUCGACAGAACUUGGGAAAUGAGGUUGAGCUCACGGAAUCAGAAAGACAACAAAGCAUUUUGCUAUAUCAUCAACAACAAUUUAGACUCAAACGUAGACACCAACCACAGAGAAGUCGUCAAUCAAGCAAUUUCUUCAAAUGACGAUAAACUGAAAAGAAAAAAGCCAGUCAUCAGAAAUACAAAUGCUAGACAUUAUUUUAAGUUCUAA
Molecule: messenger RNA, 1431 nt
Organism: Priceomyces carsonii
Lineage: Eukaryota; Fungi; Ascomycota; Pichiomycetes; Serinales; Debaryomycetaceae
Exons: 1
Coding region: 1-1431 (476 amino acids)
Source: RefSeq, a predicted model, not a curated record